This is a messenger RNA of Cooperia oncophora, 918 nucleotides long. The record is from the annotation of a GenBank genome assembly. Lineage: Eukaryota; Metazoa; Nematoda; Chromadorea; Rhabditida; Trichostrongylidae.
CUGAAUUCGAUUUUCAGGGCUAAUCUAUCAGACCAGUACUUCGUCAAUCGGCAAGAUCGAUAUAUUGUGUUCGAGAACAACAAGGAGCUGGCUGAUUUUUUUCAUAAUCUCGUCACUGCAGUUGGCGAAUGCUCAUUUUUACUCAAUAGCGACGGUUCUAUGAAACUGCAUCCCAAUUGCCUGGUGCAUCCUUAUGAAGGGUCCUUUAACGAUUUUCACGCUAUGUUAAAAUCACGAGUUGACAAAGUUGUUGCUUCAAUAACAAGUAAGGGACCCUCAUCAUCAAGUCCAAAUGAAGAUACCGUCUUGUAUCCACUACUGCAGAUGGGUCUUUUCGGAUAUCAUGAGGAAUAUGAGCUUCUAAAAAAGCUUUUCUCGUCAAAGGAUUCCAGUAUGUCCGUAACUAUGGCGUCUGGUUAUUUCAACUGCAUAGAAGACUAUGAGCGGUUGAUAUUUUCAGAAGGUGAAUAUCCCAUGGAUAUCAUUACAGCUGCUCCCAAGGCUAACGGCUUCUUUGGUGCAGCAGGCGUUUCUGGCUAUGUUCCAUCGAUGUAUUCAUGGGUAGCAGCUAGUGUUUUACAACUGAGGGAAAAAUAUGGAAGAAAUGCAGUUAAUCUGUACGAAUAUUAUCGAGAUGGAUGGACUUUUCAUGCCAAAGGCAUAUGGGUAGAGACGCCCACGGUUACAGCAACCCUCGUUGGUUCUUCAAACUUUGGAUACCGCUCAGUGCACCGUGAUCUAGAGGCUCAAGUCUUGCUUGUGACAUCGAAUGAACGAUUGCGUAGCCAACUAAAAGAAGAGCGAACAAGACUUUUCGAAUACGCUUCGGUGCUCGACGCAACCGCUCUCAGAAGAGUUGACCAUUAUAUACCAACUGUCGUCCGGAUAUUAUCUCGAUUCAUAAGAAACUUCUUUUAG